AUGACAAUAUUUAUUUGCAGAUAUGAUGGACAGGCCACGGUAGUACCGAAGAUGAUUUUGUUACCGUGGUCUUUGGUGAUUCUGGUGACGAUGGCGGUGGAAGCGUCAUCGAAACCAGAAGCCGGCUUGCAAACUGUAAUCGACAGCUCUUCGGAUAUACAACUUUCGACUGUAUCUGAACAAUCUACAUCCAUUACUAAAAUUAACGAAGAAACAGAACUAACUCAUCCGACGGAGACGAAACUUCAAGCGUCGUCAAUAUCCCAAAACGAGACUUCACCUACGAAGCAGGUAUUAAAUGUUGCAACGGAAUCCACGGUAGCUAAUGAGAACAAAGAGAAAGAAAGCUACCAAGCUUCAGCUACCGAGGAGAGAACAGAAGACGAGUCAAAUGACAGGCUAAACUGUCCAGCUCAAUGCGAUUGCAUCAAGCAAACCGAUAGAACGAGCUAUAAUUGCUCGUUGCCAAGCGGCGCCGUCAUCAUCACCGAGUACGGUGAUGGAAUAUUUUUUGAGUGCUUGAGUGGAGUGUUGCAGUGCUCGGAGGUCCCGGAGCGCGGGCGCGGGGCGGGCGCGGGCGCGCUGGGCGGCGCGGCGCUGCACAGCGUGCUGGUGCGCGGCUGCGCGCUGCCGGCCGCGCCGCUGGCCUGCGCGCUGCGGCGGCGCGGCGCGCGCUCGGCGCAGCGCCUCACGCUGCAGGCGCCGCGCGCACCCCUCGCCGCAGGGCACGUGCGCGGCCUGCAAGGACUCAACAUGCUGCGCCUCACUGACCUCGAUGGACAAGAGAUGGAGUUACCCUUAGAAGCCAUGUCGGUGCUGCCGGAGCUCAAACACUUUACGCUGAACAACGGGCGGUUAUUGCUGAAGGAAGCUUUGCCACCCCUGCCACUGGAGGCGCUGGAACUAGCAGAUGACGCGCUGCAGUCACUGCCGAUCGCUGCUUUUCGGCAUCUAACAAGCUUGCGCCGCCUUGGCCUCUGGCGUAAUCGUUUCACCGAGUUACCGGAAAAUACUUUACAAGGAUUGGAGCAGCUGCAGCAGUUGAGUCUUAGCUCCAACGAGCUGCGUUCGUUGCCCGACGGUUUGCUGGCGAGCACGCCGCGAUUGAAACAGCUCGACCUCUACGAUAACGCGCUGGAAACUUUGCCACGUACCGUGCUUGCUGGACUCGAGCAUUUAGAGCAGGUGCGCCUGAACGACAACCGCGGGUCGCUAGUGCUGGGCGGGGGCGCGUUCGCGGCGCUGCCGGCGCUGCGCGACCUGGACCUGAGCCGCGCCGGCGCGCGCGCGCUGCCGCCGGACCUGCUGCAGGGUUCGCACGCGCUGCAACGGUUAGCCAUGUCGGGCAACUCGCUGCGUGAAGUGCCGGACAAGCUGCUGCGUGGAUUGGCAGCCCUAAGCUACCUCGACCUCAGCCGCAACCAGCUGUCUCGCCUACCCAACGCCUUCUUCGCAGACCAACGUAACCUCACCGACCUCUACCUCGAUCGCAACCUGCUUGAAACUUUACCCGGUUCAAUGUUCGUGGGUCUGAGCGAGAUGAAGGUGCUGUCGCUGGAGCACAACCGACUGCGGCACAUCGAGAUCGACGCGUUCGUGGGGCUGCGUACACUGCACGAGCUGCGCCUGGCAUACAACCAGCUCACACUGGUACCGCCGGAACCACCCCAGUUCUCCGGACAUGAUUACCUACUGUUGCCAGAGCCGCCGUCGCCCUUCAACUCUCUGUUCCUACUGACGCACCUCGACCUCAGUCACAACCGCGUGCAACGACUCCUGGACGACUGGCGCACCGUUCUCGUCAGUCUGCGAAAGCUCAACCUCAGUUGGAAUAACAUCACUGAUUUGAAUUACAUCAACAUGAAUUUCUUGAGCUCUGACGUGGUAGUGGACUUGAGACACAAUAACAUUUCCACGGUGAAGCUAUGGGGUCCGAGCGACGGCAGCGCGCAGUUUCUCCUCGACAACAACCCGUUUACGUGCGACUGCCACCUGCCGGCGCUGCAGCGCGCCUUGCGCCCGGGAGGUGUGGGAAGCGGGCCGCGGCUGGUGGCAACGCGUGCGCGCUGUGCAGCGCCACCAGCGCUGAACGGGAUGGACUUGGUGUCGGUGCCGCGCUCGCUCCUGGAGUGUGCGCUGCCACCGCCCGCCUGCCCGUCCGCCUGCAGCUGUUCACUGCGCCCCGACUACCUUGACCUGGACUGCAUCAACCUCCCUCCACUUGCCGCCCUGCCACCGCCCGCCAUACACGGCCUCGCCGCCGCUCAUUUACGUCUUCGCCGUGCCCCCGAAUCUCUAGAAUCACUCCCGCGAUACUUUCAUUUACUCAAUCUUACCGCGCUAAAUAUCACCGAGGUGCCGCCUCUGCCCCCGGCCGUCGAGGUUGAUCUUAUUGAUAAUCAGCUGACGCGAGUUCCGAUCGAGGCACUGACGAAUAACACGCUGCGAUUGGCGCUAAAUCCUCUUGCUUGCGACUGCGGUCACGCCGUAGACGUGGCCGCAUUACAACGUGCGAGUUCGAACAUUCUAGAUUACGGUGACGUGACAUGUUCGAGCGGUGAGACGUUAAGGAGCGUCGCGACGGAGACACUCUGCGAGGCGCGAGACGCCGCCGUUCUCGGUGUUUCGUUCGCCAUCUUGGUCGUGGUCGUGGUUAUUAUCGUCGUGCUGCUGCGUCGGUACCGCACCGAAUGCCUGCUGUGCGCCCACCGCUGCGGCUGUUGUCCGCCAGACGACGACGAUGACGAUAAAGAAUACGAUGCUUUUAUCUCGUUCGCGCACAAGGACCUGAAGUUCGCGGAGGAAAUGGUGACGAAACUCGAAGCGUCCCCGCAUUCGUUACGCAUAUGCGUGCACUACCGCGACUGGCCGCUCGGCGAUUGGAUCCCGGCGCAGAUCUCUCGCUCCGUAGAACGGUCGCGACGCACUGUAGUCAUUUUGUCCAAGCACUUCUUAUCGUCAGUAUGGGGGCUGCUGGAAUUCCGAGAGGCGCAUCUGCGUGCGCUCAGCGAAGGCCACGCUCGCGUCGUGAUAGUGCUGCUGGACGACGUGAUGUCGGACGAGCGUUUGAACGACGAGCUGCGUGCGUACCUGUCCACCAACACGUACCUGCACCGGGACGACCCGUGGUUCUGGGCGAAGCUGGCGGACGCUCUGCGGCGGCGGCGCGGCGUGGCGGCGGCGCUGCGCCGCCUUGCGCCGCGCCGCGCCGCCGCCGCGCCCCCGCCGCGCCUGCACGUCGACAAGCUCCUGCGCUCGGCGCUCGACGCGAAGCUCUCACAAGAUGGACAUAUCGUUAAUGCCGCCUUCACUGCGCCUUCACUCUAG
Molecule: messenger RNA, 3327 nt
Organism: Parnassius mnemosyne (clouded apollo)
Lineage: Eukaryota; Metazoa; Arthropoda; Insecta; Lepidoptera; Papilionidae
Source: the annotation of a GenBank genome assembly